Messenger RNA from Bursaphelenchus xylophilus (pine wood nematode), 675 nucleotides. The record is from the annotation of a GenBank genome assembly. NCBI's taxonomy places the organism in Eukaryota, Metazoa, Nematoda, Chromadorea, Rhabditida, Aphelenchoididae.
AUGAAAUGUGAGUUUGGGGUGAUUGGUGGUUCCGCUAGGCUUAGGAGGAAUUAUGGGGACUUUAGAGGGGUUGGUCGCGUUAUGCAGAAUCUUCGCAAUUUUUUUGAUCAAGAAUUUUUCAUCAGAAAAAAAUUUUGCGUGUUUUCAAAAACUGAAUAAAAUUUUUUUGGGGAAAUUUGAAAAAAAUAAUCGACCGGUCGAUUUUUUGCACUUGAUUUUUUUCAUCUAAAAUUUUUUCCUGGCAUUUGAGGGCUGCUUUUAUUUUUUAGUCUUCUGUUAUCCCGUAUUUUCAGCUCUUCUGGUCCUCACCGCCGUCUUCGCCUUGUUGUCGCUGGGUUUGGCCGACGACGACACCGAGCAGCGGCGAACUUGCGGUGGCAAGUUGUCUUCACGGAUCUGUGAAGCCUGCUCCGGAUGCCCAUGCAGCCUUGACCCCAAACGUAGGUGGAAAAUAGAGAAAAUCAACGAUCUUGUCCGGAGAAACACUUGACCCAUUUUGAGUCAAGUCUUUCUCUGAGAGAAAAACAAAUAUAGUUAUAUAUUUUUUUGACACUUUUGCUUUCAGGCUUGCGCCUUCUUGAUGACGGCGAUCUGCCGACCAAAUGCUGCUCCGUGAAAUGCAGCAACGAAGAGAUCCGAGCGGUCGUUUGCCCUGACCAUCCCACAUGCCCUUAG